Molecule: messenger RNA, 657 nt
Organism: Sphenostylis stenocarpa
Lineage: Eukaryota; Viridiplantae; Streptophyta; Magnoliopsida; Fabales; Fabaceae
Source: the annotation of a GenBank genome assembly
AUGCGGCGAUUCCCUAAUUUAGUCGUCGUCUACGUCCGUCGCCCUAGCCUCCCUCCACUUCUUCUAUCCGUUUCCGCCGCCGCGUCUCCGUUACGGAACCGAAAUCGGCCGCUGCUCAAGAUGGCGCCGAGCGAGUGGAUGAUGGUGGAGUACGCGAAAUCGAACCGGUCAUCGUGCAAGGUGUGCUCCGAAGCUAUCAAAGCCAAGACCCUGAGACUGGCUUUGGUCUCCAAGGGUGUUCAAUACGACUUCGCCAAAUGGCAUCACCUUCGUUGCUUCCCUCUAUCCUCUCAUUCUUCUCCCUCUCUCCAGGCAAUUAAAGGCUUUUCCUCCUUGGAGAUAAGUGACCAGGAAGCUCUGAAAAAAUUAUUUGCUGGAAAUGACAAGUCUGAAGAAAAGGUUUGUAAAGCAACAGAAGAUAUACAAAAUGAACUGCAAGAGACUGAGGAACCUGAUGCAAAGAGAAUAAAGUUGCGGCAUGAGUGGAACAUGUCGAGGCCAAGAACUAUGGUGGCACGAUUCCGGUUGAAAGCACACGCCGUGAUGGCUUACGGUGGGUAUGGGUUUGCGGGUGGCCAGUGGUUAGGUUUAAAGGGUAGGUUGGGAAGGGGAGUGAUUGAGCUUGCAAUGGCUCUAGGUAGGUUCGUGAUUGGCUGA